Molecule: messenger RNA, 507 nt
Organism: Williopsis jadinii
Lineage: Eukaryota; Fungi; Ascomycota; Saccharomycetes; Phaffomycetales; Wickerhamomycetaceae
Gene: MIF2
Product: Mif2p
Exons: 1
Biological process (GO): spindle attachment to meiosis I kinetochore; attachment of mitotic spindle microtubules to kinetochore; kinetochore assembly
Cellular component (GO): kinetochore
Molecular function (GO): centromeric DNA binding
Source: RefSeq, a predicted model, not a curated record
UCCCGUCAUAACUCUGAUGAUGAAGAUGAUGAAGAUGAUGAUGAGUUGGCCGUUGGCAAUGGUGAAGUGAAUGGAUCCGAAUGGAUCAGACAAGGGUUUCUUAAAGUGGACACUUUUGAGGGCCAUGGUUCAGACGCUAGAAGUAAUAGGCUUAUUGCAUGGGCACCUGGAACCGAAGCAUAUUCAAACCCUAUAGUUGAUGGUACUGAUAAUUUCAAAUUGGCAAUUUUAUUUGAUAAGAACCGUGAAUUCAUUGCCACCGGGAUGAUGUCAAUACCACCAGGUGGGAUGAAGAGUUUGAAGAGUACAGAUACAACCUAUUUCGUCUUUUACUGUGUUAGCGGUAUAUUAGAAGUAACACUCAGUGGUUCUAUAUUCCUCAUAAAGAAAGGUUGCUCGCUUGAAGUUCCCAUGGGUAAUUUUUACCAGUUUGAGAAUAAGGGAAAGAAAGAUGCAACAUUGUUCUUUGUUCAAACCAGAGGUCAAGAAGCAGAAUGGGACGAAUGA